CUCACCUUGAAGUUUGGACUUACUGCGAGCACGGUCUGCCUGAGUGCCUUCUCUGCUUUCUUCUCGACUGUCUUGGCGACCUGGUUUGCAGGCGGCGGUUGUGAUUGUUGCGUAUUCUGGCGCGCUGACCGCGUCUGCCUCUUCAGACACGCUUGACACGUCUCAGUGGCCGGGCAGCGUACACACCAUCGUAGCAAGACGGGCAGCUGGGGAGCUGCAAUGGAAUGUGGCGAUGGUGCCAUCGAACCGUCCGAGACGUGGGCGGCUUCGUUAGGGCUGCUGUAGCACGACGGGCCUCUUAUCCAUUCCAUGACUUACGACCAUUCCUUAGCUUCGGUAGAGAACAUCGAUUCUCCCGUUCUGCAGGAGCCGCGUCGAUCUUGGCGCACUCAGUGUCCAGAGGGGCGCGAUCAUCGAGACUUAUCAUCCCAGCGUCACCCAGCGAGCUGGCAGCGACGACGUUGUCUGCUGCAGCGCCCGGGGCAUUCAGCCUACCCCGUGUACAUAUCAAAGUCUCUACCCAAGAUAUACAGGCGGCGCGUACAAGUCCUCACGCGGACGACCGUGUCCACAGCCUCCAUCAGCACGCCGACUCCACUCCUGCACCUCUGGCACCCGGACGCACGCGCACGCACGAAGCUUCAUUACACCCUUCUCCUCUUGACAAUCUACGAGUGCUCCUCGCUACGAAUAUCACUGGCUCAGCUGCGGGUCGCCUCUCCGUCACUCGUGUCCGCUCCUUGUAUCACUCCGUCCGCGCUCAAAAGCUUCUCGGCUCUCUACGUCCGGAAGAGUACAGCGCCCUUAUCAGGCUGUUCGGAUCGCUCUCGCUGUCCGCUCUCCAUCGACCAUACCGUUCUGCGUACGGACACUAUCUGACAGGGUGCAUGACAGACACUUCUUAUCGUUCGCACUGGGUCGUGGUGGAUCGCAUUGCGAGGGACAAGCUCGGGCAUGAGCAUCCGCUGAAUACAUCUGAUCAUUAUUGGCUAAUGCGUAUGGACAUCGAAGCUCUCAAGACACCUGAAGUUGAAGCCAACAGUGCCUUGCUAAGUGCAGAACUAACGCAAGUGUUGAAGAGAGUCGAGACCCACUAUGCGCGCCUUCGCCAGUACCCGUCGGUCGAUAUCCACGUCCCGUAUCUGGAAGCCAUGUUCUCAAGCCGAGUCACAUUAGACGUCCAAGUUGCGACCAAAAGGCUGUGGGAGCUCCUCGUGUGGUAUCAUGGCUGUCCACCCAGACUGCUGGCCCUCGUCUGGCAAGCUGUCCUCGGGCCGCCCGCCGUAGUGCAGGAGGACCUCAAACUGGCUGUCUUAGACGCCAUAUGGCGUCGAUUGCUGCGUUCGCCGAGCGAACAAGCUGUUGGGUCUGCGACACAGCCUAACCGAUUCAGAGCGAUGUCCGAGUCCGGUGAUAGAUCAGGGCACCUCCGUGAGCCGAUGAACAGCGUCGACUUGGUUCCUUUCUUACGAGAUGCACUCUUCGUUCGACACACUCCGCGAGCAAGCGCUGCAUCGAAGCAUGAGAUGUCAUCUUGGGCACUUUCCGUCGCCCGGAAGGUCUUCGCUCCCGACCACCUGGACGAGAACUCUGUCGGACACCGCUGGAACUGCUUCCUUCUCCUUGCCGUCGCCAGUAGUCCUGGACGCACCGGCGGGGGUAGCAUAAUGAACGGCUAUGCCAGGUGGGGGGCCGUGGUCGAUUGGCAAACGAUAUGCGCGCUGGCUUCCUUACAGAAUGCUAUCCGGUCCAAGGACCACUCCCUUGGUGUACCGUUCUCCGACGCGGUUGUGCAGGGCCUGAACAGAGUGCUAGUUGCGUUGUGGGAGCACUGGUCAUCCCUCCCUGGCUUGGAUCACACUGUGCGACCCCGCGUGGCUACCCGUGCCAUAUGCGUGUCGUUCAUGCAUCUCGCUGGCCGCCUCAAGAAUCGCGAUGUUGUCGAAGCUUGUCGCCAACUCUGCAUGACCGCACGCCUGUGGGAGGAAGGGGAGCGUGGGCUGUCCAAGUCCACCAGCUUGCGUGCUUUGGUCCACGAGCAGUUGGUUGCCCUCUUGCUGUCCGGGUCGGGUACCGAAAUGGCGAUCUCGGCGACUUUGGAGUCCGUCCAGGAUGAAGGCUUGCUCACGGAUGUCUUCAACCACGUCAUCACCAUCUUCGCCCGGGAGGAUGUCAUGCUCGCCCUCGAGCUUCGGGACAUCUUACUCCGUGUAGGCGUUCGACUGUCCGACGACAGCGUGCUCGAACUGGCUCUCCGUCUAGCGAAGCAGGGCGACGUACCACGAGCCAAGGAGUACCUGUUUGAUAUGUCCCUCUCCGUCGACCAACGUCUCAAGAUUCUCAAUGGGAUACUGACCCAGCUGGUCCGGCGGGGGCAUCGGUUCCGCUCUGCCCACCUAACCUCGGACCUGGUCGGUGCCAUGCUCAGCCACCUUUCCUCCUCCUGUCCUCCUGCGGCCAUGUGCUCUGUCCUCGAGUCGACCUUGCUGUAUAUGUUGCGCUUUCAGUACUCCAAAGCGGCCGUGACCAUUGUGGAGGCUGUCGCACAGGUGGACACGGCAUACUUCUCGCCGACGUUCUUCGGGUUGUUCAUUCGGAAAUUACUGCGGCACAGGCAGUUCCGGUAUGCGAAGCGCAUGCACGAGCUUGGUCACAGGCUGGGCGUUCGCGAUACGCCGUCCUCGGAAUGGCUCACUACUCAGCUGUCCAAGCAUGGCGCAUCGAGUCUCGCGAAGAAGGUUGCGAAGUCCUCGCUUGCGACGUCGGGCGUGUCCGCAGUGUCUCGCCUCGUCAGAUUUCGGGAAGCGCGUCCGUCCCGGGUGCUUGUGAUCAAGGUUCCUAGCUUUGUACGGCAGCGGCAAGUGCGGGAUGGCCCUGCUGUUCACCGUGCCCUGGAGUUACUCGUACGUGCUGGGCGGAUGCGCGCUGUCAAGCAGCUGUAUAGCCAGCUGUGCGAGGACCAGAGUCCAAGCUCGAGAACAGCUAUCGGGAAUAGCAUCCUUCACAAGAGCAUGCAGCACCCUUCGCGAUCGCAGGCUCACCGCGGGGUGAGGGCUGUAAAGACGCUGAACGAGCUGGUGGAGCACCAUGGUUUCGUACCAGACCGGGUCACGAUCAACGUCCUCGUCAAGGCGUACAUGCAGUGGACGGCUGGAUUUACCAACGAGGAUCUACGGGCGCUGUUCGACCAUUUCGUCCGGAUCGGGUAUCCUACUGGGUGUGCAAUAUACGGAGUGCCAUUUAGGACCGCGGAGGGCCCGGCUCCGGUCCACCUGCCGGAAGUCAACUCGCCCCUUUCGUAUGGUAAACACGUCAGGCCGCUGUACAAGAUGUUCAUCAAGGCGUUCUACCGGAGAGGCGAUGCGAGUGCUGCGAAGGUCGUGGUGAAGAUCUCGAAGGCGGCGGAGGCAGAAGCGGAGGACUCGCUGGAUGCUUGGAGGAGGAGCCGGGUGCGGGAAGAUCAGAAGUUGGAGAGCAAGUUGACGGCGGCCAAGCGUAUAUCUAGGUAGAUGGUGAUUGGGCAAUCCACGAGUGUGUUUGGGGCCGAUCCUAGCAGCUACGUUGCUGUGGUGGAGUGGUGUUGAGGACCUCAGCUUGUAUUCUUGAGAGCUCGUCAGUGUGAACUGACGGGCCAUACUGGGCUGUCGGUCGGUUCGUGACAGGGCGGACAUGCAUAUGAGCUUGAGCCUAGCAUCUGUAAACAACUCAUUUCCCCGUUCUCAGAAGCUUUGAGGUCGUUCACACAAGAAUCGCGAUGUCGUAGAG
Messenger RNA from Fomitopsis serialis, 3765 nucleotides. RefSeq lists its product as uncharacterized. The transcript has 3 exons. Lineage: Eukaryota; Fungi; Basidiomycota; Agaricomycetes; Polyporales; Fomitopsidaceae. The record is from RefSeq and is a predicted model, not a curated record. Bases 225 to 3509 code for a protein of 1094 amino acids.